Rodentolepis nana is the source of this 2157-nucleotide messenger RNA. Lineage: Eukaryota; Metazoa; Platyhelminthes; Cestoda; Cyclophyllidea; Hymenolepididae. The record is from the annotation of a GenBank genome assembly.
GUGAGAAACAUGCAAAAUGCCAUUAUUAUAACGUUGAAUUCUACACGUUCAUGUUGUAGGUUGUCAGUAUUCUCGGAGGAAUCCGUUCCAUACUUCGGUCCGACAAUACCCACUUCUCGAGAAUUCACGGAUCAUGAAGAAUUACGUCAUUUCCUGCUUGUAAAAUUAAUAAAUGGAGAAAAGGCAGCUUUCCACUCGCCCGUAUUCGCACAGAAACGGAUACGCACAUCGGAGAUGCUAUUAAACAAUAUCUUAGAGAAGUACGCCGCUGAAAAUAAUGCAAAUGGUCCCUACCGAAGGGCUUUCAGUGAAAUAGUUCAAGACGCAACAGAAAGUUCUCCAUCGUCAAAAAAUCAAAAUCGAAAUGACGCCUUCAUCCGAUUUGGUCAAGUAAUCUCAUUUUUUUAUUUCAUAAAUAUAAUGGCAUACAUAUUCCUGUAUUAUAUAUAUCAUUCUUGCCUAGAUGUUGAAGCUGAACACAAUUAUACGCGGCGAUGCUCCAACGAGCUGCAUCACAACCGGAAUAUCCAAGCAAAUCGUAGUGAUGCGGCAGUUAAAUGUCACAACCCAGGACCUUUUGACCCAUGGCAACCCAGGCGACUUCACAUGAAAAUGCAUGGUGAUAUUAUCAGUGGCGACACAUGGGGCAAAGUUCUUUUGGCUUGUGUCGAUGGUGGCAUCUAUGCUCUGGAAGAGCAUCAACAACCCCUCUUACUUAUUGACAAGAGUGUAGAUGUGAAACAGAUCAAGGUGGCGGAAUCCUUUGGAGUUAUGAUCCUUCGCUACGAUAAAGGUCGAGAAUCACGUAUUUCCGUGCUACAAUUGAGUGAUCUCCCUUUGACAGAAGUGAUAGAUCGUGCAUUAGUGAAAAAACAUACUCUCGAUAGAUCAAAAGGUUGCCAUAUUUUCUCUACUAGUACUUCCUCAACACGUCCUCUGAGACUGGUGUUCGCGGUUGGAAAGCGACUACUGAUCUAUCAAUGGCAGGUGGAGAUCACCGGUCGUUCUCUUUCAUCAUGGAAUCAGUUCACGUACUCUGAACUAACUGCUCGUUUUGUCUAUGUUCGUGAAGUACCUACAAGUGAACCGGUUCAAGUUUUAAGCAUUCUCGAUAGUAACAUGGGUGGACGUAUAUGUGCGGGUUACAGGAAUCAAUUCGACUUGUUGGACGAGAGGACUGGGGAGACGCUACAUCUUUACCGAACGGAAAAUGUCAAGAGUCAGGCCGUGGCAGUAGUGGAGAUACGAUCGGAUGAUGAUUUAGAGCUUCUGCUUUGCUUUAAUCGAAAACUUAUUUCCUUCUACUAUCUAGGAAACUGUUAUCUCCAACGGAUCACAAAGCGAACCAUGGAAUUCCAUAAUCACUCUGAUAUUUUCAACAUUUGCUCGUCACUUGAAGGAUUGGAACACCAAUUUUCGGAUGGUUUCAACUCACCAGGCUCAACCACCAAAUCGCCUCUCAUGAGCAGUCGAGUUCAAACUGCCGCCACAACAGACUACAAUUUCUCUUGGAAUUUCGAACCGAGGCAGAUAGUCCUGGCACCACCAUACAUACUAGCAUUUACAGAAAGUGCGAUUGAGUUUCGUCUUCUUAUUAAUGGUAGUCUUGUUCACACUAUGACUGUUCCUAAUUGUCUUCUCCUUUCUUAUAAGUAUGAUAUCUAUUUCGCAUCGAGCUCAGAAGCAUUGCAUCAGAGUGUUCCCUCGGAGGGGUUAUGUCAACCCACAAGAGGGCUUCCUAUUCAAGGUGUCGAUUUUCCACAAGCGCAUCAAACUCUACAAACACCUGGACCUUCAAGAAAUGUCAGUCCUAAUCGAAGUAAAAAGCCGAUUUCUGCCACAAGUACUGAAAGUGGCCCAGGGGUAUCAUCACCCCAACAAAGCAACGCGAAUGAACCAGCAGGACAUGUAUCUUCCAUUUGCUUGGCACUGGGGUCUUCGUUUAUAAGUUGUUCUUCCGAGAGUAGUGGAAGUCAGCAUCAUUGUGCAAGAUACAUCUACUGCAUCUCCUUGCAAACCCUCACAGGUCGUCUCUAUGAAAACACUCCCGAUAGAGGCACUUGUGAGUCCCCCAAUCCUAUUCGAGUUCUGGAGAAGAUACGUGAUAUUCGAGAGGCCCCAGAAACACUUCAAUUCCUCCCUUUUUCCCCUUCUUGA